Amborella trichopoda is the source of this 2572-nucleotide messenger RNA. The record is from RefSeq and is a predicted model, not a curated record. NCBI's taxonomy places the organism in Eukaryota, Viridiplantae, Streptophyta, Magnoliopsida, Amborellales, Amborellaceae.
UUUUAGACCAUAUUUAGCAUUGACUUUUCUCUCUCUAGAAAUGGAAAUGGAGAGAGAGAGUUCUGUUUCUCCCAACACCUCCUUGCUUGGUCCUAUAGCAUUUUUCUUAUCUAUGUAGAAUUGAAUAUGUUUGAGGGAAGACAUGGGAAUUGGAAACUGAGAGUCUCUCUAUUAGCUGUAUGCAGACCAGGAUGCCAAGAUCAAGUGUUGGGCUCUGUUUUUGCUAGUUGCUCUCUCUCUCACACACACAGAGUGGAGCCUGCGUGUGAAUUCACGAAGGCUGGUUUCAUGGGCAAUUGUUUGAAUGCAAAUGUUAGACCAAAGAAAUCAAAUACAGUAACGUUAUCUUCCCAAACUUCAAACUCUGGCCUGUGUCCGAGGGCCCAAGUUCCAUUCCCUUCCAGUAAUAAAACAUCUGCUUUCAGCAUAAACAGCUGUGGAGACACGCCGACACCACGAAUCAAGGGAGAUGCAAACUCUUGUCAAAAUUUGAAGACUUUCACUUUCGAUGAGCUCAAAGCUGCAACGAGGAAUUUCCAUUGCGAUGGUCUUAUCGGCGAGGGAGGUUUCGGGUUUGUGUUCAAGGGUUGGAUCCAUGAAAGUACUCUCUCUCCUACAAAACCAGGCAUGGGUAUUGUUGUGGCUGUCAAAAAGCUAAAGUUGAAUGGCCUACAAGGUCACAAGGAAUGGCAGACAGAGGUGAACUAUUUGGGGCAGCUUCACCAUGAGAAUUUGGUUAAGCUCAUUGGGUAUUGCUCAGAAGCAGAGAACAAACUCCUGGUCUACGAAUUCAUGCCUAAGGGGAGCCUUGAGAAUCACCUAUUUAGGAGAGGUCGUCACACUCUUCCCUGGGAUGUAAGAGUCAAAGUUGCCAUGGGUGUUGCCCAAGGACUUUCAUACUUGCAUAAUGCAGAGAUUCAAAUUAUCUACAGGGAUCUCAAGGCUUCAAAUAUUCUACUAGACUCGGAUUUCAAUGCAAAGCUGACAGAUUUCGGGUUCGCGAGGGAAGGCCCUAGAGGAGAUGACAGUCAUGUAUCAACCAGAGUGGUGGGGACUCAUGGUUAUGCUGCUCCUGAAUAUCUUGCAACAGGUCGCUUGACAACAAAGAGUGAUGUAUAUAGCUUUGGGGUUUUGUUGCUUGAACUAUUGUCAGGGCGGCGAGCAAUCGAAGAGUCAAAAUCUCAGGCUGAGUGGUGCCUGGUCAACUGGGCAAAGUCAUUUUUAACGGAAAGAAAGAAAGUAUUUCGAAUUAUGGAUACAAAUUUGCAGGGCCAAUACUCUCACAGAGAGGCUCAAGUGGUAGCUACAUUAGCCCUCCAAUGUGUCAGUUGGGAAGCCAAAACCAGGCCGAAAAUGAGAGAGAUUCUCAACAUUUUGGAACAGUUGAAAGAUAAAGGAAAUGAUGAAAAUCCCCCAAACCGAACGGCUCGAGUAUUAAAGGCCCACUAAGAAUGCAUCCAUGCAUUUGAGUCCAAGUAGGAAUUGAGACUUCCAAUCAUAACAAGGCAAUUAUCAGAGUCUCUCAGAGAUUUGAAUGAAAUGGGACAUUACUGGCAGCUAAAUUACGCCAAACUACAAAUCGACGUAAAUGUGGUUUGUUUAACUCCAACAAAUGGCCAUCUGCACUUUUUUCAAAGAACAGAUUCACUUUCAUUUGGUGCUGAACUGGUAGUUGAACAAUCGCAUAGAGGUGGUUGGUGGAUUUAUUAUAUAGGACUCUUGGGUAUGCUCAAUUGAUAACCACAGGUAUGGCAACGACUAUGAUACUUGACUGACUGCAAAAACUAUUGUCAACCAUGGCUUAUUUGAUAAUUGGUGAUUUUCAUUUGGUAUGACUCAGUGCAAUCAAUUUCAUAACAAGGAUCCACCUCUUGGAUAGGCUUUGAUGUACAAAGCCAGGAUAAGUACAUGCAAUAUCAUGGCAAGAUCAUGAGUUAGCCUCCCUAAUAAUACCAAAUCCAUUAGAGCUCACUCUGACCGAAUAGUGAUGACUUCGGACAGGGAAGUUACACAAAGGACAACAAGAUGAGUUCUGGCUUUUUCUUUUUUGUAUUUUCUCUUGUCCGAGGUCUCCUCUUUUUUUUGAGGAAUUUAAAAAUGGCCCACUCCAUUCUCAUUAUUUUUUCUACUAAGAAUCACUCUUUGAUCCCCAAACCCAUUCACAAAACACAAAGAGCUGGAGUUUUCUUAGACAUUGGGGUUGCACCUGAAUGAUUCGAGAGCUUUAAUGGCAGUUGCCCUCAAAAUGUAUUGUCUGAGGUCUCCUCUUGUUAUAUCAAAGAAAGCAUUUGGUUAAUAGAUUAUUUUUUUUUUUACACUAUAUAUUAGGAAAGACCUGGACUUUCUUUUGAUUUAAGAGUUCUAAAAUGAAUUCUAGGGUUUUAGGGUUUCAGCAAUGAGUGUGUUUCACCUCUGAUAAGUAUUCCUUAUUUAAUCAAAUUGCAAGAAAACGGGUCUAUUUAGUACUUUUCAAGACCAACACAGUAUCCCGAUGGUUCACAACUUCGAGUAAUUCACAUGAAAACACUAAAAUUGACUCUAAUUUAUCAUAUGUACAACAUUAACAAUCAAA